CCUUCUCCUGCAAGAUGUCGGGCGAGCACGAGAGUUCGGACGGCGGCCAUCGAAUCGGCACGACAGUGUCGGGCAUGGUUAAGUAUCCGGAGGAGGAACAGGUACUUUUCAAGAAUUCUCCCUUCUUCUUGUACUGCAAGAUGGCGGGCGUGAAAGAGAGGUUGGGCGGCCGCCAUCGAAUCUUCACGACGGUCGGGGUCAACAAUCCGGAGGAGGAACUGGUCAUCCGAUUUUUUAACGACAUAUAUGAGAUGAAUCAAUAUCUUCUCGAGCUCAAGAGUGAUUGUCCUGUCGAGAUGACGGAUAUUGAAAAGCGGGUCUAUCAUAUGGCCGUCGAGAAUAUGGGCCGUGAGCUCAUCGAUGGCAUCAGACGUAAUUACAUUGAUCCGACCAGCUAUGAUCUGUUAAAGCCGCUCAGCGGUAAGAAACCCCUCUUUGGUAAAAUGGUGGAAAUGCUGGAUCAGUUUACAAUGGAUGAUAUGCACAAGAGAGCAGUUGAGAAGCUCAUGGUCUACGAUCCCAAGAGGAAGGUUCGUGUCCCUAGCAGGUUCUGCAGCUUCCACCUGGCCGGAUUCAACCUUGAUGAGGAGUCUACUGCUCAACUUGGGCCACCGUAUGAACCCUCAUUGUCAUCCCCAGAGACGGGGUUGACUAAUUAUGUUACAGCAGAUGCACAUUAUAAGCUGGCGAAUUAUUGCACCGACGUUGUUUCCAUUAGGGUUGUCAAAGCUGGUCCACAGUACAGAUACCCAGUCAAGGUUUAUGGGAAAGUUAUCGCCAGGGAUGAGAUUGACUACAAAUGUGUCUAUCUGUUCAACCGUGAAAGAAAGGAUGCCCAGACUAUCACUUCAGAGAAGGAUAUGUUAGCUCUGACAGGUCCAUGCCGAGCAUUGGUUACAUUAGGCUUUAUGUAUUUUGAGUUCGAUUUAAAGGUCAAUGACGAGGAUGAGCCUGACAAAGAGGUGCAGUUUAGCAAAGGUGUAAUACCGUAUUAUUGCAAAGCAGAUCGCAAGCGCAUCAUCUUGCAGCUACCUAGUUUCCAGAGUACAGUGAAAUUGGUAUUGCAACAUGUGGACCUUCCGGUGGCAGCUAGCAUUGAAGUCAGUGUCCAACAAGAGAACGAUGGCCCGUUUGUUGGUAAAAUAACAGCUGGGACAACUAGAAGUUAUAUGCAGCAUACAGUUCUAUAUGAUAGUAGUGUGCCAUCUAGCGAGGGCUUGUUGAGAGAAAAUGGCGCUCUUGCGCUAAAUCGAAACCUGGUAGCUGUCAACGGGUAUGUAGGAGACCCUGCGCUUGAGGAAGAUGAAAAACUGGUGCUCUAUGUUUGUUUUCUUGAUGCUGAUCAUGAGAUCGAGGAUGAGGAUGAGGAAGACCCUGAGCCUGAGGAUGAUGAUGAUGAGGAGGAGGAGGAGGAGGAGGAUGCUGAUGAUGAGGAGGAGGAUGAUGAGGAAGGGGAUGAGGAAGAGGAUGAGCAAGAAGUCUAUAAGAAUGUUGUCGCACUAAAAUGUCCUCUACGGGUGGCUGUUUGGGAGUACGGUGGCCGCAAACUGCAAGUGAAGGUCAAUUGGACUGCCAUUCUUGAUAGCCCGAAGGAUACUGAUUUCUUCCAUAGGCAGGCUUGUCUUCCAGCUGGUUGCUCAUUUGAUUAUCGUUGGGGUACUGUCUUUGACUGAGAAUGACUGUACGUCUAGGUUUGCUUACACAAAUAUUUGUACAGCUGUUUGGUGAUCGAUAAAUGAUUUGAUGCAUUUGUACUUUUUCUUUUGGCUUUAUGCGUGAGCCUCAUGCCUUCUCACAUGUCAUGGAGUGAUAUACUCCUAUUCGGUAAACUUGGCAGCUAAGCCUAAUUUUAUGAGUAUAGCAGUCCUAUC
Molecule: messenger RNA, 1871 nt
Organism: Lolium rigidum
Lineage: Eukaryota; Viridiplantae; Streptophyta; Magnoliopsida; Poales; Poaceae
Exons: 5
Coding region: 15-1673 (552 amino acids)
Source: RefSeq, a predicted model, not a curated record